Wasmannia auropunctata (little fire ant) is the source of this 1276-nucleotide messenger RNA. RefSeq lists its product as uncharacterized. Lineage: Eukaryota; Metazoa; Arthropoda; Insecta; Hymenoptera; Formicidae. The transcript has 8 exons. The record is from RefSeq and is a predicted model, not a curated record. Bases 80 to 1276 code for a protein of 398 amino acids.
AAUUCUGAUUCUCAUCAACAGAGAUUAAUUUUUAGUUACAACAGGCAUAAGGAGAGGUACACAUAAACAAAUUUAAAAAAUGCCAGGAUCGUCAUGGACGGUGGUAAAAUUUAACGACGAAAAUUUAGUCGAAGCUGUACCAACUUCAUGGAUUUUUAACAAACAAUGUUACUGGCCACCUUUUCAGCGCGAUAAAGUGAUAACAGCAAUCCGAAAGAAUGAAGAGCCAAAUACACAUUGGCCUUCAUAUGAAGUGACAAUUUUUCGAAACAGCACUUAUGAUAAUUAUAUGACGGCAAGAGAGAAGUGCAGGAAAGCUGAGAACACAUCAGAUUUAAAUACCGAAAUUUCAGGUUGCGAAGAAAAGAAAAAAAGAAAAAUUUAUAGAAAAAGACAGUUUUCAUCUUCUUCAGAAGAUGAGGAAUAUAAUAACAGGUCCCUGCCAACGCCUCCUCUUUUAGAAGAUUGCGAAAUGAGAAGAGAUGAAAUUAAUAAAGACAUUGCGCAAACAUAUAACGUGAGAAAUAAGAUUGCAAAAAUAAAUUCUAAAGAGUCUUCUCAAUCUCUCAGUACAUCUUUGAGAAAGCUUGAUUAUGUGGAAGGUAAUCAGGUGGUUGCAGAGAAGAAUAAUAACAAUUUUGUUAACUCACAAUCAGACAUAGAAAAUAAUUCUUUAUUGAUAAAUUCUGUGGAAUGCACAUGUCAGUUGUGUCCAACACAUGCUCAGAUGCAAAAUAAAAAUGAGAUGUAUUUUAAAGAGAUAAUCCGCCAACAAAAUUAUUUUAAAGCUCAAUUGUGGCAAACGUCUGAGGACAUACGAGACAUUAAAAAUAUUGGGCUAAAUCAAACUCCUAAUAACAGUAUUCAAAGACAAGAAUCAAUUUUCGGUUCUUUCACGCUUCCAUUAGAAACAGCACAAGAUUUAGAAGAAGUCGAGCAAUUUUUAAAAAACCAGGAUAAUUUUAAAACAUCGGUUGCACAAGCAUCGCGUAUUGGGGGUAAACAUUCAUAUGAAUUUAUAAAACGAAACUUGAGCCAACUUCUAAGUAAUAAAUUGGCAGAAAGAUAUAGUUGGUUAGGAAAGAAACAAAAAGAAAAAUUUUAUGAAUUGAAAUUAGCAGAAAUGUUAAUUGCUGCGGGAGAAGAGUACAAUAAGACUUUUACAAGAAAGGAUCUAGAAGAAGCCACCAAAAAAUGGUUAAGAAGAGCAAAAGAAAGGUCUGAUGCAACUGAAAAAAAACUUGCAAACCAGAACACACUAAAUAAUUGUAACUAA